CAUCGAGCCAAACUGAAACCAGCCAUGAACCGACUGCUGCUUGCUUGCGCAUUACUGGCGGUUGUCAUUGCCUCGGUAAAGGCCGACUGCUCUCCAGGCUAUACGCAGCGUAUAGCUGUGGACAAGUUGUGGAGCACGUCACACGAAUCGUGGUUGUUCGCCGACCACUUCUGUACAGUUGAGGGUGCCAGGCUGGCCAACAUCAGGAACGAUGCGGACAGUAUUUGGAUCAACGACUUUUUCUUAAAGAACAAACGCUACCUCUGUGGAAGCGGUACUGGAUUGGAGGCAACGAUAUUGUCAGGGAGGGGUGUGGACAUGGGUGGAAGAUGGCAGCCUAAUGACCUAUUCCAACAGGGCAAACAACCAGCCAGCAAAUUCCCAUAAUGAGGGCGUGUUGGA
Acanthaster planci (crown-of-thorns starfish) is the source of this 402-nucleotide messenger RNA. RefSeq lists its product as uncharacterized. Lineage: Eukaryota; Metazoa; Echinodermata; Asteroidea; Valvatida; Acanthasteridae. The record is from RefSeq and is a predicted model, not a curated record.